CGUUCAGACAUCCGCGCCUGUUUGAACUUCUGCCUUCAGUGCAGUUACUUCCUCAUUUACGACCUCGCCGGGUGUAAAAAAAAAAAGAAAAGAAAAAAAAGUGGAAUUUCCAGCUGCACCUGAACGCGGCGCUGAUCUGCCUCCAUUUUGUGUCGCUCGGCCGUUUCCGUGUUUCCGAACAGCGACCGAUUAAAGUGUCAGCGGGGAGAGUAUGGCUCUGCUCGCAGGGCGGGAGUGCGGGUGAACUUUUUUUUUUUUUUUACGCAGCCACCUGAAACUAUUUAAAGUGUCUCUCGAACGUCGUUGGAGGGGUUGUUCUUGCGCGCCGCGUCGUCUCGUCUCGGGGGAGAGACGGAGAGACGCUGACACUUGACAGCUGAGAAGUAAACAGCUAGCGGCUAACAGCUAGCGGCUAACGGGGCUAACUGCGGCUAGCAAGAGCUGUUGGAAACCGUCGACUGCAGGCUAACGGCUAACAGGGCUAACUGCGGCUAGCAAGAGCUACUGCAAACCGUCGACUGCAGGCUAACUGCUAACAGCUAACAGGGCUAACUGCGGCUAGCAAGAGCUGCUGCAAACCGUCGACUGCAGGCUAACGCUAGCUGGCCGGGCUCAACCUGUGAGUGGGUCUUUUUUCGUGGUGGCGUUAAGUUACAUCACCUGCGACCUGCCAGCAGCCCUCCCCGUCUCUCCCCGGUUUCCUUUUGCCACAACGGCACUUUCCAUUCAUGUUGUGUUGGAGGGACGACACUAGCAAAGACCUGCUGUUCGUCGAGCCGGGGUGUCCGUGUGCGUCGCCCCAGCUGAGACGGUGACGCCGCCUGCCUUCACCCCACAGAGAGGUGCCAACAGAGGGACAGGAUGCCUAUUCCGCCCCCUCCCCCUCCUCCCCCAGGACCCCCGCCCCCUCCCACCUUCAACGUGGCGAACACGACUCCUCCCAAACUGAACUCGUCCGCGGCGAAAGGCCGAGGAGCGCUGCUGUCGGACAUCCACAAAGGUGCCAGGCUGAAGAAAGUCACCGCCGUUAAUGACCGGAGCGCCCCAAUCAUAGAGCCAUCAGGAGGAGGCGGCGGAGGUGGCGGCGGUGGGGGCUUUGGAGGCGGAGCUCCGAUGGGAAUGGCGGGACUUUUCCAAGGCGGUGUGCCAAAGUUACGCCCAGUCGGAGACGGUUCAGCAGGUGGUUCUGUGGGCAGGUCCGCUCUUAGGCCCCCGGGGUCCCGGUCCUCUGCCCCUCGGCCCCCGACGGCCCGCUCCAACUCCCCCUCCCCGGGAAACAAGCCCUCUCCGCCGGAGCACCAGCGCUCCCACCGCCCCUCCCUCCCCGACAUCUCCCGUCCCUCUGGCGGCGGCAGCUCGUCCACAGGCGGCGGGAUGAAGCACAGCACCUCUGCCCCGCCCCCUCCUCCGCCCUUCAACAGGGGAGGCCGUGGCAACGCCCCGCCCACCCCUAACCAGAAAGCACCUUCCACCACCUCCUCCUCUCACAGCAGAGAGAAGCCCCUCCCCCCGACGCCCAACAGAGGCCCCACACCGCCCAGCUCCGUGAAGCCGCCGCCGUCUUCCAGCAGACCUCCGACAGGGGGCUCCUCCGCCCCGCCGCCUCCCCCGCCAUACAGGCCGCACACGUCGGUCUCUAACGGGCCGUCCCAGGUGGACAGCGGCGGCGCUCCGGAGCUGCCGCAGAGGCACAACUCCCUGCACAAAAAACACACGUCGGGAGGCGGCAGCCAAGGACGCAGCCACGCUCCUCCGCCUCCUCCUUCCCCGUCUCCAUCCUCCCAACAGGUCGCCAGACCACCACCACCGGCCAGGGAGCCACCCGGACGCAGAGCAGCGCCCCAGGUGCCCAUUCCCGGUUCCCGUAACGGAGGUAGGGACGCCCCGCCGCCACCCCCUCCGUACCGCGUCAACAGCUCCGAAUCCCACAGCCGAGUGGGAAAACCGCCUCCUCCUCCCUCCUCCUCCUCUUCCUCCAUCUCAUCUUCCUCCUCCUCCCGCACACCGGCCGGACCCCCUCCACCUCCCCCGCCCAUCAGGAACGGCCACUCCAUAAUCUCCUCUUCCAAGUCCAUCAUAGAUUUUGAAAACAAGUUCAACUUCCACCCGAUCGAAGACCUCCCCCCUCCGGAGGAGUACAGGCAUUUCAACAAGGUCUACCCCAGCAGAAGCAACAAGGCCACGAUGAGAGGAGCGCCGCCGGCGCCGCCGGUGGGCAGGUGAACGGGCCUCCGCUCGGGACUUGAACUCUCGGUAGACAGUUGAAGAGGAAGUGGUGAAGAAGCACUCGAAUCACAGACGCACUACAACACUAAACACACACACACACACUCACACACACACACACACACACACACACACACACACACACACACACACUCACUAACACUAAUCCACCAGCUGGAAGCACAGCGGCCAAAAACGGAAAGGCCACCACCACCACCACCACGCCGCGGCAGACUCGACACCGCUCUGCGUUCACGUUCUCACUUUGCACGAGAGAAUUAAAAAACAACACUCGGAGGCGAGAAGCCGACUCGACCUCUGUGACCUCGACCCAAGCAACAUAUCAGGACCAAACUCCAGACACUUCCGACCCUGUGCAUUCCAACUUUACAAAAAAAGAAGCAUAUUCAUGAUGAUAAUUGUGAUUUUUCUUUUCAUAACUCUGAAUAACAUCUUUCUAUUUUGUUUAUUCUAGCUUUUUUUUUUUUGUUGUCAGCAUUUUAAUUUGUGGGUGAGAAAAAAGGAUUCAACACUACCAAUGGAAACUGAUGAAGCCAUGAAAGUGGAGCGUCUUGAUGAGGGGAUGUUUGUUUUCGUUUUUUUCGAGGGGUGGGGGUUCGUUUUUGUCUUAAAUCGUCUUUGUGCCAGACGAGGGGUGUGUUUGAAUUGUCUCUCUGUCUCAGUGUGCCAAAAGCCGGGCGGAGUCAAGUGAACGGCAGAGGGAGGAACGUUUGACAGAAGUCUUCCCUGGUUGUUUAUCUUUUUCCUUUUCAUUACAGAUGUUUCUGUUUCCGACGUCGCUCAUUCAUGCACUUGACACGUCAGGAUUUCGUUGAUGUGACGCAAAACGAAAAACUAAAGCACCUCGAUUUCAUUCCUAAGUUGGUUUUUUUUCUUUUGCCCCCCUGAUGAUUGUCGGCGUCUCGCUCCGGACCCUCGCUCUGCGGUUUUGUUUGAAGCCCGCGAUGCUGAAUUAUUAUGAUUCUGUUCUGCCGGACCACGCUGUUGAUGAUUAUUUUUUUUGCUGCAGGUUUUUUGCAGAGUUGUGGAAAAGCUUAAAAAAGGGAUCAUAUAUCACUUUCCUGCAGAUUCUCCCUCUCGUGAGGGGAAAUAUUCCGUCUGGAAUCUCAGCUCCGCUGUGAUUAUCCCCGGAUUAACCUUUUUGCUGCUGGUGGUCCCGUUAGAGACGAGAGGAGGACGAGACGCGUCGUCGUGACGUUGCUAUGCAGUUUGUACAGAUUGUAGCUGGUAGCAGCUAACCAAAAAGAAAAAAAAAGAGGAGGAGGAGGAACACUUAAGUGCCAGAUCACAGUUUGAAGCAGAUGGGACGUUUUUCUUUUCUUUCUAGCUUGACUUUAAAAAAACACUAAUCACAUAUUGAACCUGAGACAACAUGCAGGCGGUGCAGCGCCCCUGCUGGUCUUUGCCUUACACAGGUCUGUCGUCUCUCUCCCAUCGGUACCAGUGCUUUUAUCUCACCUUAGGUUUUUGUCUUAGGGGGAAGAUGAAGACGACGACGACAAAGUGAAUAAGAAAAACGAGACUAUUUGGAGAAAAAAAAAUGCAAUAAAUAUUGUAUAUUUUACAUAAUGGAAUAUGGUAAUCAUAGUUAUUGAUCUAUUUUUUAAUGUUGUAAAAAGGUUGUAAUAUAGGACAGAGAGGUGGUGAAGAGUUGGGCGAAGGAGCUGGAACGGAUGAAAUGACAAGAAAACACGUUUCUAAAAUGAAUGCAUAAAAAUAUAAAUCCAGCCUGAGGGUGAACUAGUGAGCGUGGUGACGCACUUCCUGUCCUGGGGCGUGCGCUCGCCUCGAUGCACGUUCUGUCCUCAGGUUCUCGCCUUGUUCGCCCCUAAAGAGAGAGGGGAAACAAACGAGCCCCCUGGUCAUUUCAUGUUAAUCACCCAUUGUUUUUAUCAUUUGAAAUAAAUCUCUAAUAAAUGUAUUCCUGUUGGGAAAAAGGGUA
This is a messenger RNA of Scophthalmus maximus (turbot), 4189 nucleotides long. It is a transcript of the gene wipf2a, whose product is annotated as WAS/WASL interacting protein family, member 2a. The record is from RefSeq and is a predicted model, not a curated record. The transcript is spliced from 8 exons. Gene Ontology annotation, molecular function: actin binding. The coding region runs from base 862 to 2223 and encodes 453 amino acids. NCBI's taxonomy places the organism in Eukaryota, Metazoa, Chordata, Actinopteri, Pleuronectiformes, Scophthalmidae.